GCGGUUGGUCAGAGGGUUGUAGGUGUGAGUUUACAGUCACAGUAGUGUUAAGUCGCAGUAUUGUGCGCCAGUCGUUAAUGUACUCUCAUAUGGUAUACGCUGUUUCAUAAAAUUUUCGUUGAUAACCAAGGUUUAAGGCGACGAAAAUAGUUGGUAGUGUUUCGUGUUGACCGAGCUGUGAAUUGAGAAACUUGCCAUUCCUAAAGGACAACUAACAAAGCAUUUUGAAAGUUUUCAAAAUAACAUUUAGGGCACUUUAAAGUGCCUUUCUGCCCUCAUCGCCCAACAUCACAGAGCCAAGAUGGGCAAUGAGGCAUCACUUCCAAUGGAGAUGUGUUCUAAUUUCGACCCGGACGAGAUCCGGCGCCUGGGCAAGCGGUUCCGGAAGCUGGACCUGGACAACUCGGGCGCGCUCAGCGUCGACGAGUUCAUGUCGCUGCCGGAGCUGCAGCAGAACCCGCUGGUGCAACGCGUCAUCGACAUCUUCGACGAGGACGGCAACGGCGAGGUCGACUUCAAAGAGUUCAUCUCGGGCGUGUCGCAGUUCUCGGUGAAAGGCGACAAGGACUCGAAACUGCGUUUCGCCUUCCGCAUCUACGACAUGGACAACGACGGCUUCAUCUCAAAUGGCGAGCUGUUCCAGGUGCUGAAGAUGAUGGUGGGUAGCAACCUGAAGGACACGCAGCUGCAGCAGAUCGUGGACAAGACGAUCCUCUUCGCCGACAAGGACGAGGACGGCAAGAUCGGCUUCGAGGAGUUUUGCGUGAUCGUGGGAAACACGGACGUGCACAAGAAGAUGGUGGUGGACGUGUAAGCUCGCGGCGGCGCCGAGCGGCCCAGCGGAGCUUCGCACCGCCAUCUGUGUGAUACACGAGUAACUACAACAUCCGCUAGUCAGCCGCCGCGCGGCGCUCCCCCGGUCGGCGCUGGAUCUCGGGCCGUCCCGCCCGCCUCCCCCGUCCCCCCCCCCCAUUUGUACUCCACUUUACCGGUGGUCCCUCCAUUUGAUUGCGUUGCCGGGCAUCAGCUGGACUCGCUGCCCGUCGACGCCGCCUCGGCAGGCCCGUGGCGGCCUUCCGCCUAGCCCGUCGCCUUGUCGGAAAUCCUGUGCGCGUGUCGGUGUCUUUUCGACUAUUUGUUGGACACCUGUUGGCUUAUCGUGACGUUUUUGAUUGUUUUAUGAUCGCGAGUCGCCGCGGUCGAGGCGGUCGUCAAUCACUUGCGCCGGGCGCGCUCCGAACGGGUCACACGAGCAGGCCGAUGUCCGCCGCUGGGGCGGUGCGUGCGCUCGCGGCCACGAGGUGCGACACCGGAGCGUGAAGAGCUCCGCAAAAUGCGUCUCGCAGCCUCGUCCGGGUCUGUUGGUCUCGAUGUGUGUGAGAUAAACACUAGCAUGUGCCGUCGUAGGAUAGAGGUGCUGUUUUCAGUAUGUGAAUGGAGCGGGCCGGUCCGCGUGGGGAUGCCAACACUCCCGUCAGAGGUCCGCUCGCCCUCGUUUGUCUCUGCGUACUGUGGGUGCUCUUGUCUCGUCCCGGGGCGGCCGAACUUUCUUUACGUGUGUGAUGUCACCCAGUGGAGUCGUUUGACCUUGGUUGUCUGCGUUACCACUCCUGUCUGGCGUCCAGCUUGGUGUUCUUACUACGAAUAUAUUUAAUAAUCUUC
Molecule: messenger RNA, 1662 nt
Organism: Pollicipes pollicipes
Lineage: Eukaryota; Metazoa; Arthropoda; Thecostraca; Pollicipedomorpha; Pollicipedidae
Product: calcineurin subunit B type 2
Exons: 6
Coding region: 302-814 (170 amino acids)
Molecular function (GO): calcium ion binding
Source: RefSeq, a predicted model, not a curated record